AUGGAAGGUUAUAACAUUGAAUUAAUUAAGUCUAAACAAUUCGAAGAUCUUGAAAUUGAUGCUUGGAGAAUGAACACUUUAAUAUUGGAUCUCCAAAGAUAAUUGCUUGUUCUUGGAUGCGCAAAUUACUUACAAUUUUUUUCAAUCACAGGACUGAAUUUAGAACAACUAAAACCCAUAUAAAUUGAUUAAAAUGAUAUGAUCAAUUAAAUAAAAUAAUAUGAUCACCUCCUUUUUGCCAUCACCAUGAAUUCAUACAUUUAUAUUUAUGAUCUAGAUAAUAUUUUAAUCAAACCAAUCAAAUUGUAGGGUCUCUAUGAAGUAACUAAUUAUUUUAAUUACAGAAAAUCGCUGACUGUUCCAUUUGGAGCAUAGAUGUUUGCCAGUAAUAUCUGGCUGUAGGUUCAAAUUCUCACAUCAUCUCCUUGUGGUCCAAAAAACUACUUGGUUUCGACAAACCCGAUCAUAAGUAUUGGGACGACCGCGAAAUCAGAGUCAAAUUCAAUAAGCAAGAUCUAAUGAGAUCAGACAUCGAAUUUCCAAUUAGAUAUGUACACAUCUAAAACAUAUCUUUAGAGUAUUCAAAAUCACAAACACAAUAUACCAUGUGUAUCAUUCUCUCCUUGUUGCUAAUAUCUAGCUUCUGGAAGCAUCGAUGGAGGUUUAAGAAUUUAUUUGGUUGAAAAUGGAUCACAAUUAUACUCUAUAAUCUUUUCAGAAUGGGUUUGGUGUAUAUCCUGGAUGUUAUUAAAUGAAUAUACCGAAACGACUUCGAUAUAUGAAUUAGAUUAAUUGCCCUAAUAUAAUAUAGUUGCAGGAUUCAAGGAGUCAAUUAAAAUAUGUUAAGUCAUAAAUAAGGAAUUUAAGGUUAUUGAUAAUAACUUUUAUAAAAAUUCGUCCUCAUUUGGACAAAGAUUUCAAAGGCUCUCAUACAUAUAAGAUUUGAAUCUGCUUUUAGCAUGUAUCAUUGCCAUUAAUCAAUUAUAGUUCCAUAACAUGAUAGGCAAUUUUGUUUAAUUGAAUUAUACAAUUUAGAUAGAAUUUUCAAGGAUCAAGAUAUUAUCAUUAAAUUAGCUGGAGAAAACUUAAUCUCAGCAGAUAUAUAAUAAAUUUAGGGUAGUUAUGAAGCCCUAAUAGCAGUUUUAACUUGGUAAAAAUUUAUUAAGCUUUACAGAAUUAAAGUAUGA
Paramecium octaurelia is the source of this 1187-nucleotide messenger RNA. Lineage: Eukaryota; Ciliophora; Oligohymenophorea; Peniculida; Parameciidae. The record is from the annotation of a GenBank genome assembly.